This is a messenger RNA of Solanum tuberosum (potato), 483 nucleotides long. NCBI's taxonomy places the organism in Eukaryota, Viridiplantae, Streptophyta, Magnoliopsida, Solanales, Solanaceae. The record is from the annotation of a RefSeq genome assembly.
AUGGGAGUAACAAAAAAACCUGACUUGAAUGAUCCUGUAUUAAGAGCUAAAUUGGCUAAGGGUAUGGGUCAUAAUUAUUAUGGCGAGCCCGCAUGGCCCAAUGAUCUUUUAUAUAUUUUUCCAGUAGUAAUUCUAGGUACUAUUGCAUGUAAUGUAGGCUUAGCCGUUUUAGAACCAUCAAUGAUUGGUGAACCGGCGGAUCCAUUUGCAACCCCUUUGGAAAUCUUACCUGAAUGGUAUUUCUUUCCUGUAUUUCAAAUACUUCGUACAGUGCCCAAUAAAUUAUUGGGGGUUCUUUUAAUGGUUUCAGUACCUGCGGGAUUAUUAACAGUACCUUUUUUAGAGAAUGUUAAUAAAUUCCAAAAUCCAUUUCGCCGUCCAGUAGCGACGACUGUCUUUUUGAUUGGUACCGCAGUCGCCCUUUGGUUGGGCAUUGGUGCAACAUUACCUAUUGAUAAAUCCCUAACUUUAGGUCUUUUUUAA